AUGUCCGCAGUUGAAGCAGUGACCGUCAAGAAACGGGGUCGGCCGGCUAAGAAAGCCGUGUUGUCGUCUACCGACAAUAGUAGCAAUGUCAUUGUGGAGGUUGACCCCGUGGCCGCGAGUCCCUUGCAACAGCAGGAGAAGACUCGGAGGAAGUCUGCUGCUCUUAGUGGUGAGGAUGCAGCUAUACCUGCGGCCAAGAAGUCGUCAACGUCUACGGCGACUGCGAGUAAGAAAUUGAACGAUGAGACCGGGAAGAGUGCAGCUGUGAGUGCGAGUAAACCAGCAGUGGCCGCGUCGACUACGACGAGAAAGAGGGUCUUGAAAAGUUCAACGCCCGCCACUGCUGCUGCUGCUGCUGCUGCUGCUAUAGUUGAGGAGAGAUUACAAUCCUCAAGUUCGCGGACAAAGUCACCCAAGGUUGAGCCUGUGGAAGAGCCGAAUGUUCAAGCCGUUGCGACAAAAUCAAAAUCCACUGCUGUCAAUAAGGCUGCAUCUCCAGCUAAAGCCACAGCAGCAUCAUCAACCACGAAGCUGGUGAUACAGGCCAAGAAGCAACAGCCACAGCGAAUUUCAACUGCGCCGGAAAGUCAAUCUGCUACGAGUCUCCCACCGUCGGAGUCGAAGACAGAGCCAGUUUCAGAAAUCCUGCAGCAAGCUCGCGCUUUCGCGAAGACUUCCCCCGGAGGGCUGAAGAAGAGUGCGACUACUUUACAACAAGCAUCGGGUAGAAAGGCUGAACAGGGUGAAAUCAGCCCCGAAUCCUUAGAGCCGACCAUAACAGCACAACAAAUAUUAGAUUCGAUACUAGCUGAAGCCGAGCUCAAGCAGCCGCCAAGUACGUCCGAGACGAACUCACCACGAGAGGCAUCCAGGAUCGAAACAAAAUCUGCAGCACCCUCGUCAUCUUUCCCAAGCAAGCUUCUCACCACCAACCCACUCUUCACAGCAACCCGCCCAAAAUACACACUCCCAUACAGCACGACCGCGGCACUGGCUUCCCGACACCAACAGCAGCAAGAACAGCAACAGCAAUCCACGCAGCGAGCCGCCAGAAGCACCGGCCCAGGAGGCAUUCGACGAAGCAGGCCUCCGCCGACCGACCCGUCCUUACGGGGCGAUCCAAACAAGGCACCACCAAUGUCCCAUGACGAAAUCAGAAAGACACCGCUGUAUCGCAAGACGAACGCCAAAGUGCGACGUGUGAUAGUCGCGCUGCCGAUCGCGAUCGUCACGAGCUAUUAUCUCUAUCAGCGGCGGGACGAGCAGCGGAUUUAUGAAGAGGGUUUGCUGGCGUUGGGGAGGGGCAGCUCGGGGUCGUCGGUGCGGAGUUUGACCACGAAUAGUGAGGAAGGUGCUGCUCCUGCUGUUGGGCAGAGUGAGCAGCAACGGUGA
This is a messenger RNA of Exophiala bonariae, 1392 nucleotides long. RefSeq lists its product as uncharacterized. Bases 1 to 1392 code for a protein of 463 amino acids. Lineage: Eukaryota; Fungi; Ascomycota; Eurotiomycetes; Chaetothyriales; Herpotrichiellaceae. The transcript has a single exon. The record is from RefSeq and is a predicted model, not a curated record.